GUAAAAACAAAGACCAAAAACUGCACAGAAACUAUAAGCCUGCAAAGCAUCGAGCCAUGGGCAAGAGCUGCACAUCAAGGACCCCUCAUCACCAAGAUUACUGGUCUAAGAAGACGGCCAUCCUGAUAGCGACCUUACUGACCACCAACCUCCUUCUAGUCAUUGUGGUUAUGAGACUGAAGGUGACCUAUAGAGAGAGAUGUGCUGAACAGAAAGUGGAACAUUUCACAGAGGACAGUCCUCACAAUGACAUGACAGAACAUUUCACAGAGGACAGUCCUCACAAUAACAUGACAGAGUCUGAUCUCCUGAACAACACAGGACCCUGUCGGCCAUGUCCACGUCACUGGAUCCAGAUCGAAAAUAAAUGUUAUUUAUUCUCUGAGAAAAAGAAAACCAAAGAUUCAAGUGAGAAAUUCUGCAUCCAGAAGGGCGGACGACUGGCGACUGUGAAGCAGGGCCUAAUACAGAGAUUGGCGAGCACCAUGGAUCUUGAGUUCUGGGUUGGAUUAUCUGCCUUUGGAUCCCAUUACCAGGAGGAUUCGUGGAUAGGGGUGUGGACAGAUGGCAGCAUCGAGUCCGUUCGAGAAGGAUCUGGAACCUGCGCUAAAUUCAGCCGUCGCCUGAUCCUGGAGAAUUGUUAUAAGGAGAUGUUCUGGAUCUGUGAAAAGGACGGCUAGUGUUCGCUGAAUCCUUAGCCUGAAGGAGAAGAUCCCGAAGCUCCUGCUUGGAAUAUUUCUUAUACUUCUAUGUAACUGCUGUAAAUAUGGAGCUUUAGUGAAGGCAGUAAUAAGGUGGUGGUGAUAUUCGAAGGUCUCUGCAUCAAUCCCAUCAUGCAUCAUAAGACAUCAUAUAUAGACAGUGGUAGGAGACAUUAGGAGAGAUUUACCCAUCCAAAUAUGAAAGAAUUCUGCCACAAUCAGUAAAUUAUGUACAGUCAUGAGAAAAAACGUCCAUUAUUGCUUCAUUUUUAGUGAAUAG
Bufo bufo (common toad) is the source of this 981-nucleotide messenger RNA. Its product is annotated as C-type lectin domain family 12 member B-like. The transcript has 8 exons. The record is from RefSeq and is a predicted model, not a curated record. Lineage: Eukaryota; Metazoa; Chordata; Amphibia; Anura; Bufonidae. Bases 57 to 680 code for a protein of 207 amino acids.